Molecule: messenger RNA, 903 nt
Organism: Ceratitis capitata (Mediterranean fruit fly)
Lineage: Eukaryota; Metazoa; Arthropoda; Insecta; Diptera; Tephritidae
Exons: 2
Coding region: 538-846 (102 amino acids)
Source: RefSeq, a predicted model, not a curated record
AUCACUGAUCUGUUAAGUUUAGCCAAGAGUGUAUCGAUCAAAAUGAGUUAGAAAUAAUCUUCAGUGCCUUCUAAAAUAUAAUUUAACUAAUUAUUUUAUGGAAACAGCAUUGAGGACUUGAUUUUUUUUGAAGAAAUAUGUUCGACAUAUUUUAAUAAUAUACACACAUACCCAUAUGGGCGUUAUAUGUUUGUGCAAGUGCAAGAAAUGCUAGCAGAAAAUCGAUAAAUUUUCUAGUCACUCAUGAAUUGUUUGGUUCGCACUGCUGGUGAAGUACUUAUUGACAUUAAUAAUCCACAGUCUUAUUUAAUCCAGUAUUGCUACUAUGAAAUUUUAAUAACUGCAUUAAAUAUAUGAUUUAUACAUGACAAAUGUUUAUCUGCGCUAAAAAUAAGACCAUACGUCUCUUUUAAAGUAGCUUACGUAACGAUGAACUGUCUUCAGUCCAUGGAAGAAAUCCAAUAAAUUACGUAUGAUCUUUUUUUUUUUUUUUGAUACUGAUACAUUCCUCAUAAAAAGGAGCUUUGAAAAUUAAAUAUGUUUGUGGGCAACAAAAAUGUGUCAUUUGUAAGAACCAGUGGAAUCGUAAUGUCUAAUGUUAACACCCAUAAGGAAAUGACAUCAGUAAAUAAUAAAUGGGUAUUUCCUCCAAAAGUACCUACGCCAAAUAUCUGCAAGUACUUAGACAAAGAUACUUUCGAAGCAGUCGAGGAAAAGAAUACUUUACGUGGACUUAAGAAACAAUUUAGCGGUCGAUUCAAACGCUUCGCUGCCAAGAAGCCGGAUACACACCCAACCAUUCCUCCUGAACUUAAACCACAACUAAAAACUAUCUAUGUGUACUGAUGGCUUCAAAUAAAUCCUUUAUGUGUUACAAAUUCUAAAUAAAUACCAAUUUAUUUA